Molecule: messenger RNA, 432 nt
Organism: Haemonchus placei
Lineage: Eukaryota; Metazoa; Nematoda; Chromadorea; Rhabditida; Trichostrongylidae
Source: the annotation of a GenBank genome assembly
AUGGCGAAUUCAACGAUGGAGGCCACGCAAGCGAGAGUAAGAGCGGCUGUUGAUGGCAUGAUCGACGAUUUGGAUCGGACGCACUUACGUAACAUGCAGAAGGAAAUGUUUUUGUGUUCCGCAAGAUGCUGUGAUCACAAGGACAGCACACGUGACAUCGUUGAAAGCUGCGUAGAGAAAUGUAACACUGGUAUAAAAAAGGCUCACAGGACUCUGGAAACAGAGCUAGGAACACUACAGGACCAGCUUUCGCGCUGCGCAAUGACUUGUCAUGACAAACUACUUCAAAAAUUCGGGCCCGAUGUGAACAAAUAUACAGAAGAUCAGAUGGUGCAAUUUAAUACGCAGUUGGACAAAUGUGUCGCCGUAUGUGCUGAUGAUCAUAUAAAAUUGAUUCCUAAAAUCAAAGAGAGGUUUGCAAAGUCGCUUUGA